AUGGCUGCCCUUCGCAAAUUCAACACUCUUCCCGUUCUACUUGGCAACGGCGCUAGUAGCAGCAGCAGCCAGUCGCUCUUCUGCAAACCACCAGUGAUGAUCACAGACAGAGCAUAUGCAGCAACAGUAGGAGGAUACGACUACGACGAAGAGAUGAGCUCGGCCUCUGAGGAUUCGGCCAGCGAUUCAGGCGAGACACACGAUCUUCAAGAGGAGAACAGAAGUAAUACACCUGGUACAUCACCUCAGGAUGCCCAGUCACUCCACAAGAACACACUCCAGAGGAUGCCUUCUCACCGAGAUUUGUCACCACAGACACAGGCAGAAAUCGACGAAGAUAGGGCAGUCUUUGAUGAUGAUGACAAGGUUGUAAAUGCCAACCUCACAGAGUGGGAGUCGUCUGGUGGUCUCCACGGCAUCACGGCCGCAUUCGAGGGAACCCUCCUUCUCGACUCGUCUCUCAACGAGAUUGCCGAUUGGUGUGCGCCUAUCGUAUGGAAAAUGUACCUCAGACAGGCAACUCAAUGCACGUCCCAGCACCGGCACCAGUAUCUUGUCCCGACAGACACGCCAUGCCCACCCUUUUUUGCCAAGCUCCUUACCCGCGCAAUGCCACGUUACAAGGGUGGCAUGACCCGUGCAAUCGCCGUUACCCAUGCACUCCUCUACCUUCACCGCAUCAAGACAUGCUUUCACUGUACCACCGUCUCGUCUACACCAUCAUUCGCACCUCUCCUUCUCAAAGAGGGUCAGCAGGAUAAAGAUGGCAAAAAAAUCUCGGCCGAGCACGUCCGUGCUGCUCUUACAAACGUCGCUGCGCAGUGCAGUCUCUUCUUUGCCGUCGGCAUGCACUACGCGUCCCUCUGGCUGCUCGAUUGCUGUCCAUCAGAAAACACGUAUUGGAAACGCUAUGUACACUGUGUUCAAGCUGCUCAUGGUAUUGCUUGGUCCCGCCUUGUAUUGCAACAUUGGAAUUAUCAAAUCAACACAUCGGUCGAGGAAUGGCUGUCAUUUUCCUCACAACUCCUCUCCAAAUUUCCCUACAUCGACGACGAAAAGCGUUCUCGUCUCGCGGCCUCAACGGCCUAG
Messenger RNA from Serendipita indica DSM 11827, 1089 nucleotides. NCBI's taxonomy places the organism in Eukaryota, Fungi, Basidiomycota, Agaricomycetes, Sebacinales, Serendipitaceae. The record is from the annotation of a GenBank genome assembly.